This is a messenger RNA of Equus quagga, 7908 nucleotides long. It is a transcript of the gene FOXN3, whose product is annotated as forkhead box N3. Gene Ontology annotation, cellular component: nucleus. The record is from RefSeq and is a predicted model, not a curated record. Bases 276 to 1742 code for a protein of 488 amino acids. Gene Ontology annotation, biological process: regulation of DNA-templated transcription. NCBI's taxonomy places the organism in Eukaryota, Metazoa, Chordata, Mammalia, Perissodactyla, Equidae. The transcript is spliced from 8 exons. Gene Ontology annotation, molecular function: DNA-binding transcription factor activity; cis-regulatory region sequence-specific DNA binding.
CGGGGCUGGAGCCGGGGUUCCGGCCGCGAGCGGAGGCAGCUCGGCCGGGGGACGGCGCGACCCGGCGGCGGGGCCACCGCGAGUGCAGCGCCGCCGCAGCCCCCGAUGCGGCCGCGAGAAGCAGCGGGGGGCCCGGCGAUCGAAGCCACUAGAAGCAUCAUCUCCCAGAAGACCAGUGUUCUUGUGAUCAUGGAGGCCUCUCUGUCUUUUCUGUGACUGGAGCAAUGCUGACCUCGGUUUCCUGGACCCAUUCUGACUCAGGAGCCUUCACGUAAAUGGGUCCAGUCAUGCCUCCCAGUAAGAAGCCAGAAAGCUCAGGAAUUAGUGUCUCCAGUGGGCUGAGUCAGUGCUACCGGGGCAGCGGUUUCUCCAAGGCCCUUCAGGAAGAGGAUGACCUCGACUUUUCUCUGCCUGACAUCAGAUUAGAAGAGGGGGCCAUGGAAGAUGAAGAGCUGACCAACCUGAACUGGCUGCACGAGAGCAAGAACUUGCUGAAGAGCUUUGGGGAGUCUGUCCUUAGGAGCGUCAGCCCCGUCCAGGACCUGGACGAUGACACCCCCCCGUCCCCCGCCCACUCUGACAUGCCCUACGAUGCCAGGCAGAACCCCAACUGCAAACCCCCCUAUUCCUUUAGCUGCCUCAUAUUUAUGGCCAUCGAAGACUCCCCAGCCAAGCGCCUGCCAGUCAAGGAUAUCUACAACUGGAUCUUGGAACAUUUUCCGUAUUUUGCAAACGCACCUACUGGGUGGAAAAACUCAGUGAGACAUAAUUUGUCCUUGAAUAAGUGUUUUAAGAAGGUGGACAAAGAGAGGAGUCAGAGUAUUGGGAAAGGGUCAUUGUGGUGCAUAGACCCAGAGUAUAGACAAAAUCUAAUUCAGGCUUUGAAAAAGACACCUUAUCACCCACACCCACACGUGUUCAGUACACCUCCCGCCUCUCCUCAGGCAUAUCAAAGCACAUCAGGUCCACCCAUCUGGCCGGGCAGUACCUUCUUCAAGAGAAAUGGAGCCCUCCUGCAAGAUCCUGACAUUGAUGCUGCCAGUGCCAUGAUGCUUUUGAAUACUCCCCCUGAGAUACAAGCAGGUUUUCCUCCAGGAGUGAUACAAAAUGGAGCGCGGGUUCUGAGCCGAGGGCUGUUUCCCGGAGUCCGGCCAUUGCCAAUCACUCCCAUUGGAAUGACGGCAGCCGUGAGGAACGGCCUCACCAGCUGCCGGAUGCGGACUGAGAGCGAGCCAUCGUGCGGCUCCCCGGUGGUCAGCGGAGACCCCAAGGAGGAUCACAACUAUAGCAGUGCCAAAUCCUCCACCGCCAGGAGCGCCUCCCCCGCCAGCGACUCAGUUUCUUCCUCCUCCGCCGACGACCACUACGAGUUUGCCCCCAAGGGGAGCCAGGAGGGCAGCGAGGGCAGCGAGGGGAGCUUCCAGAGCCACGAGAGCCACAGCGAGACGGAGGAGGACGACAGGAAACACAGCCCCAAGGAGGCCAAGGAUGCGCUGGGGGACAGCGGCUACGCAUCCCAGCACAAGAAGCGCCAGCACUUCGCCAAGGCAAGGAAGGUCCCCAGCGACACGCUGCCCCUCAAAAAGAGACGCACGGAGAAGCCCCCCGAGAGUGAUGAUGAGGAGAUGAAAGAGGCCGCCGGGUCGCUCCUGCACUUGGCAGGGAUCCGGUCCUGUUUGAAUAACAUCACCAAUCGGACGGCAAAGGGGCAGAAAGAGCAAAAGGAAACCACAAAAAAUUAAAAAACAAGUCACCGAUUUGUUUUGAACUUAUGGCCAUUUGGUUUCAGCAUGUCAGGAGAUUUCUAAUGAUUUGUGGCAAUAUCAGCAAUUUAUUCUUCUUUUUUUUUUGGUUUGAUUUUCUUUCUUUUCUUUCCUUUUUUUUUUUUAAUUUGCCCCCCUCCUUUGUUUUGGACCCUUAAGAAUUUUAUUUUUAAAGGAGAUUGAAGCCAUAGGACUCAUACUGACACUCAGCUGUUUUACAAAAGCUUUUCAUUAUCUGAAGAUGUAACCGAAAAAGCCAAAAUGACCAUUUCUUCCUCCGGCUUGUCAGAAACACGUGGCUGAGUCCGCAGGGAUGUCGACGAUAAUGCCUCGGGAUACACACCCAGCACCCAGAAGGCACGUGUGCAAAGUAACCAUCCAUCAGGCCCAACCCUUAGGUUUAAAAGGUCAGGAUGUCCACCCAGUUGGGUUCACUGAGUGAAUAUGCAUAAGGCAAUUGGCAAGAAGGGAGAACCCCUUGUCCUCGAUAGGAGCCGGCCCAAGGUUGUGGCCCCUGGCAUCCAACUGUGCCAGGAAAACCCUUGGCGUUGCCACGCAGCGUGCACAGGGGGGUGGUCUCCAGUCCUCUGUGCUUCUUAACCUGAAGCCUAGGAACAUCUUCCAAGGUGGACACUCAACCGUUCAUAUACACCAGGUGUCAGUGACUAAUGAGAAGAAACGGGGUCAAUUUUUAGUGAUGUUGCUAAUCAUUGAAUUCUGUUCUGUAUUAAAUUAAGAGAAUAAUCCACAAGCCAUAAGCCUGAAGGUUGGCCCUGCACGUGCGUGCGCGCACACACACACACACGAGAGAGAGAGAGUGAGAGAAAACUGUUACAGAAAACAAGCUAUGUCUUCUUCACUGCCCAAAUGAAAAUCAAGUUCAAGAAAUUGCAGUUAGCUGUUAAGGAAGGAAAUAAUGGUACACAUCUUUUUCUGUCUGUCAAAACUAUUUGAUCCAAGUGAAAACAAAAACAAAAUGCUACGGAACCUGCCAUUAGUAUUGCAGUGUAUUUUUAAAAGAUUAUUAAAGGCACAUUGAUGGACAAAAAAAAUUAAAACAUGGCAAAAAAAGAAAAAAAAAAUGUCAAACUCCUAUACUGCCCUCGACAUGGAGUUUGCAGUUAAUGUCAGUCAGGAUUCAUCUUUGCGAAAAUCAGUGAUUUCCACAUUCAGCCAGUGUAGCCAGCAGAAAUUUCUGAUCCACAAUGCAUGGAUUCCUUUGAAAAAAGAAAAAAAGAGAAAAAAAAUCACAAAAACACAAACUUUUUUUUAUUCAAAAAUAACAAAGUUCUUGUAAGGUAAAUAAUGUAUUUAGCAUGAAGCAUGAAUUAUUUUCAUAUAAAUAUAGAAACUAGAGAAAAGGCUAUGCCUCUAAUUUUUAAGCCCUUAGGCUUAGAGAUUCUUUUGGUUUUCUUUUUUCUUUUUUUCUUUCUUUAAUUUUUUUUUUUUUGGAUUUUUUUUCCGAUUAUUUUGUUUUGGUUUUUUGAAGCAGGUGUUUAAGGUUUAACCUUCUUCAGGGACAAAUUCUGACUGUUGGGGAACUUAUUCUGCAAUAUAAAAAUAUCUUCAUGUUCUGGUAGGGCCUGGAUGGUGGAGCUCUGUACUGCCUUGUCUGCACUUCAGCCCCCGACCCCCUCUGAUUCUCUGUUGAAAGUGUGUCCUUUCUCUCUGUCUGUACAUGUUUACCAUGACGCAAUAAUUUGAGGGCAAACAGUAGUGAGUGUGUAUGAUAGAAUCAGGAGAACUCUGGGAGGCUGACUUGAGAAAACCAUUACCGUCAUUUGGUUCUAGGAAAAAGGCAGUGACUAAUUAUGCAAAUUCACCAGGAGAAGGGGAAACACGCUAAUGGGCCUUAUUGGAUGAGGGUGUGAGUUAGGGUACACAUGAAGGAGGAAGUGACACAGGUGUUGGAAGGACCAGCCCCAGACUUUUUCCUGUGAUGGCACCUCACAGGAGGAAGGAGGGGCCGGCCAUCCCUACCACCUCAGCACAUGAACCAACCUGGAAGUGAGCCCACCUAGAUUGUGAGAGCUGAAUUUAGACAACCGGACGAUGUCACGCAGACCAGAAACUCCUGUUAUCUUUGCCUAAAAUAAAUUAUUUGGGGAGAUCCAAAGAGAAAUCUGUAAAAGAAUGUGAUCUUCCACCCAUGGAGGGGAAUUUUAAAACACAAACAAAAACACCUGCUCCCUUGGCUCAGGAUAUGAUGCUGAGGGAGAAGGAGGGAGUUGGGGUGAGGUUGAUUUUUAGAAGUGGGACAGUUUGGGCCAAUGUGAAACCCGUCUGCCAGCACCAAGGCACUGUGAGAACCUCCAUCGACCGGGACAGUGGAAAUUAACUGGUGCAUGUCCCAAGCUUAUCUUCCUCUGUGUUGCUGAUGAGAGAACUUUAAAAAAAAACCUACACCUGUACAACAGGUGGGAUUCAUUACCUGAACCUGAAUACUUCCAGCCUAUCUGUUCAGGGUCUAGAUGGGAAUAAUGUAUUUUUGAAGUAGUCUGUUCCCUCCGUCUCCCCAAACAUCUGACACCCCAAAAGCCAUCCACAGCUGUGGAACCUGAGCUACACUAUGCUUAGUGUCAGCUGACCAAGUCGAGAAGGCCCUCACCUCAGUUCCCCACUCUCACCCCACCCCCAAGAUGAGCUUCAGACUUCCCUCCUGAAAGGCAGAGGUAAACAUUCAGGACCGUUUCUGGCAGGGGACUUCUUCCAGUUAAAACCCCCACAGUGGGCUGUCUCCCCUCAUUUCCUUUUUCUAAAGGAGCAAAGGCCUCUUUUAGAAAAUAAUAAAAUGCAAUGUGUGUGAUUUACUUUUCUGAUCUCUUUGAGAAAUAGAUAAAUAUCUUAUAAAAGUGUGUUCUUAACUCCAGAACCACUCUUUUUGCAUAAAUACCUCAUCGGGCAGCUUUCUAAGUGUUAUUUUCCUGAGUCUCCCUCAGCACCUUUUAGGAGCCACUGGGAGUCUCAUAGGGGAAACUUUAGUGAGGGUACUUUUUUCUAUUUUUCUUCUGUUUUUGGAGGCAUACACAUUAUGCAUAACCAAAACAAUGGCUCAAUUGUGUUUAACUUUGUAUCUUGAUUGUUGAGAAAAAAAAAAAAGUAUCAAUGUGUAUGUGGCCAUUUGUAGUGAAUUCAUUGCGGAAUGAGGCUGUCCAUGUCUUUACCAAGCCAAGGGGCUGGAGGUACCCUCUUACUCCCUCCUCCAAGAGCAGUAGAGAAUUUAAGCACAAGCCUAUUUGUGAAAGAAUAUUUUGCUCAAGUGUAAUUCACUUUAGUCUUGGAAUUCCUUCCCAAACGUCAGGUGUUUCUUUUAGCUUCCAAACUAGCCUGUGUAUUCAUUAGUCUGACGGAUCGCCUGAGCACCAUUCAAGGGGUGUGGUAUUUUUGCUUUCAUUUCUCCUGCUAGGAGAAGUGGCAUUUCAUGUGUCAUUCCAAUAUCUCACAUACUCACAUGGGGCAGGGGGGAGGGGAAACGGGGAACUAUAGCAAUAUUUAAAGAUGCUUUGGAAAACAACCGUGAACACAUCAACGCCAUAACAUCUACCAUUACUUGCUGUUGGCCCUUGGACACAUUUAAGAGAAAGAGACGGUAGCUCUUUUUUCUUAAAUGAUAAACACAUAGACAGUUAUUUUUAUGCUACUAUAAUUGUCUUAUCUUUAUCUAGUACUGCGUGGAAAGGGUUUGCAUCAUAGAUUUUUCCCAGCCUUAUAAUAUACCAUAAGCUCCUACUUCCCUUCCCUCUCUCUAAUCAGUAUACUUUCAAGAGUUCUUUGGUAAAGCUCUCUCUGAAACGAAAAUGAAACAAACCCACAUUUAGAUGGUGGUAUGAGAAAACCAUUGCCGUGACAACGGUGGCAGGUUUCAGUCUUGGGGCUGAGUUUUUAAGAAAGAAUGUGUCAGAGGCCUUUCCCCAGAACUGAUUUUUCUUGUAGAAGCAUUUAGGGUGUCUGGCCUUUGCUGGGCAUAGCGGUUACCAUCACGGGGCAUUCCGGAGGAAGCCAUUGCACUGAAUGGCUUUGUGUCUGACGGACAGCUUCAGGCUGUGGGCUCUCUUAGAUCAAAAACCGUGCAGAUGGCUUUUGUGCCCAGUUCAGUCUUGGGACACCAGGACUGCUCAGCGCCACGUGCCACCGAUCACGUUUCAAAUACCCCACACCGCGUGUGUGGGCCCUUAGCUUCUCAUUGAAGGGCUCUCAGAGAAGGAAUCAGAGUUACGUACAGGUGACCCCCAUGGGAGGCUUUCCAUAUGGGAUUGGAUUAAAUUCAAUGUGACUUCUCUUUCCCUUUAAACUUGAUUCAGGUUGGGACUCAUUUCUUUCUGGUGGAUCACAGCUGCCCAGAUGUUGCAAUUUAUUUUUAUGUUUCUGUAGAGAAGUAUUUUUCUUUCAUCUUCAGGAUUUUUGCCACCAAAAGAACACAUUUGAACUCUGUGUCCCCUCUUGAUUGUGACUUACCAGUGUUGACAGUUAAAUCCUUAGUGUCGUAGGUCCCAGCCCUCCAAUACUAUAUCAAACACUGUUAUGCACAUAAUGCAGCACUGUGAUCUAAUUUAAAUAAUACUUUUUUAUUAUUUAUACUACUAUAUAUAAUAUACAUCAACACUUUUGCUAUAUAACCUAAGUGAUAACCCUCUUUUAGUUACCUGCCAAACUCGGGACUUUGGUUUAUAUUGCAGUUAACACAGUUACAAACUUGUAAUGGUGUCUUUUUCUUUGUAACGGAAUGUGUAAAUCAAAGUAUAUACUUUGUGUGGUGUUCCUGUUUCUGGAGUUUCAUGAGGAUUUACACACGGCAUUCAGUGUUCUGUAUAGACCCGCCUACCUUUGUGAAUCAUCUGUUGACCCCUUCUUCCUUUGAGAGAGCACCAGCCGUGGUGGUUCACUCCUUGUUUUUUCUCUCUCCUACUGGUUAUCCUUGAAUUAAGCACAGACUCAUCAGCUCGGUUGCUUUAUCAUGAAUAAUGCGUGUGACCUUGCGAUUCUUCCACAGUUCAGCAAACAAGUGCUAGCUUCACUGACCAAAAAUUAAGGAAGGAAAAUAUGAUUUUUUUAAAACGAUCCAUCUUUUAACGGCCGAAACCGAUGUGUCUAUGGUGCUGUAUCUUGCUGUCUGUCGUACUUUGAAAAUCAGACCUAGGUGAAAGAUCACUUCUGGCUUACUGUGAUACGUUCACAAGUACCCUUCCUGUUCGUUUUGUUAGUGUUGAAAUCAAGACUAUUUAUUUGGGAUAUAUACAACAGUGUUUUCCGCUGUAUUUCAUUUGCAAAAGUUGAGAACAGCCUUCCCUACCUUUUGCAAAUAAUUGAUAUUCCAUAUUGGAUUCUCAAAGACUUCGAUAUGGUGAACUUAUCAAACCUAGAAAUUGUAUUUCAUCCUUUCAUGACUGUGGCCUGAGUUCCUCAACCCCUCCCCCCCUUUUUAGGUGAAACUUAGCACAAUUUCAGUUAUUUAAACAUUAAGCAUUUCUUGAGUAUGUGUGUUGAGGCCAUCAAAGCUCAUAGCUGAUUCAGUAACCAGUUUCAUGCUGUGUCAUUCACACUCACUACUUACACUGCCAUGGUGAAAAUGUGGAGGAAAAAAGUAUCCGUGUGUGUCUGGGAAGCAUUAUACACUUGUACAUUUUUUUAUACUCUGAUUCUGUAACAUUUCUGAGUUCUGUUUCUGUUUUACAGAAAAAAAAAAGUGAUAAAGCAAUCAGAAGAUCAAGAGGUUUACUAUCGAUGCUUGGGGUCAUCUGACCUUUGCUGGCCAAUAUAUCUACAUGGCCAAAUUAAUUCACUAGAGUAAUAAUUUUUCAAAAGCCAAUUUUUUUUCUGUAUUUUCUGUAUGAAACUGCCAAUAUCAUGAAUAGAAAGGGAGAACCAUAAAGGAGAAAGAAAGUGACGUGCAGUUGCGUUUGUGUUACCUAGAGGAGCAGUGUGGAGGCAGGCGCGAUCAGCCCAGCUGUAGGGACCUGAUGGUGUUGCUUUGGAGGGAUCCAUACUUGCAUUUUGCAUUCUUCAUAUGUAAUCAUAUUGCCAAAGACAAAACUAUUUCAUCAUUUAUUGUAAAUAACACUUUCCCCCAGACCUACCAUAACGUUUCUGUGAUGUAUUGUCUUCCAGUUGCAAUAAAAAUUACUGAGUUGCAUCAAUUGAAGAAAAA